Amborella trichopoda is the source of this 799-nucleotide messenger RNA. RefSeq names its product cytochrome b-c1 complex subunit 7-2, mitochondrial. Gene Ontology annotation, cellular component: respiratory chain complex III. Gene Ontology annotation, biological process: mitochondrial electron transport, ubiquinol to cytochrome c. The record is from RefSeq and is a predicted model, not a curated record. NCBI's taxonomy places the organism in Eukaryota, Viridiplantae, Streptophyta, Magnoliopsida, Amborellales, Amborellaceae.
CAUACUCACGAAUCCAGUUGAUUAUUCCAAACAUAAGCGAAGUUACGAGAACUUUGAGGUCGUUUCGUCUGUAAAGGCCCAAUUUUCGUGUUUCUCUGAAACAUUAAAACCGGAGUUUUGGGGCUGCUCCAUUCAAAUAAAACGCCAAGUGAAGAAGCCAUCCGUUUCGUAGAGAGAGAAGGAAAAUCAGUGAUCCAGAAAUGGCGUCGUCGUUUAUGAAAUGGUUCAUGUCCCCCCGCCACAACUGGUUUGCAGCUCAGCAUUGCAAAGCCAUCUCUAAACGCCUCCGAAAAUACGGGCUUCGCUAUGACGAUCUCUAUGAUCCGAUGUAUGACCUAGACAUCAAAGAAGCUCUGGAUCGCCUUCCUCGUGAGGUUGUUGAUGCCAGGAACCAGCGCCUGAAGCGUGCCAUGGAUCUUUCCAUGAAGCACGAGUACCUCCCUGAGGAUUUACAGGCACUGCAGACACCCUUUAGAAGCUAUCUUCGGGAUAUGUUGGCAGUGGUGAAGAAAGAGCGAGCAGAGCGUGAAGCCUUGGGGGCAUUACCACUUUACCAGCGUUCCAUUCCGUGAUCUUAUUGUCUUUAGAUGCUUGCACUUGCUGUCCUACAGGCUCUUUAGAGGGAAUAAAGGGCUUAGUAUAGUUGAGACUGGUACCGAGCAUAUUUUGUGGCAUUUGAAUUUGGAAAAUGUUACUCUUCCUACGUCAUUUAAAUCUCCUCCUAAUACUUCUAAUAAACAGUUCUUAGAUGGACUUAUUAAGCAUAUUCAAAGUUUGAUUCCAUUUUUAUUCAUGUUUA